UGCGCACACGCGGCCCCUCCUCCGUUGGGCUGCGGGCGUUGCGGGUGCGAGCGGCACCGGCACCGGCAUGGGCGUGCAUGUGGAGACCAUCGCCCCCGGCGACGGGCGGACGUUCCCCAAGCGCGGCCAGACCUGCGUGGUGCACUACACGGGUAUGCUGGAGGAUGGGAAGAAGUUUGAUUCCUCCCGCGACAGGAACAAGCCGUUCAAGUUUGUGAUGGGCAAGCAGGAGGUGAUCCGUGGCUGGGAGGAAGGAGUCGCUCAGAUGAGUGUUGGUCAGCGGGCAAAGAUGACCAUCUCCCCAGAUUACGCCUACGGCUCCACUGGCCACCCAGGGAUCAUCCCACCAAACGCCACUCUAAUUUUUGACGUGGAGCUCAUGAAAUUGGAAUGACCCAUCCCAGCACCCUGUCCUUGGGUUUGGCACAUGGAGGAAUCCAGAAUCUCAGCUUCAAGAAGAGUGCACAUGACUUUAUACGGAGCUUUUCCUGAUAGCCCACUACACUCAUUGUAUAACCUUACACCUUGAUUGAAUGCCUUUGGUCACUAAGCUUUGCGUCUGACUCUUCCUCCUUGUAUUGUGUUUUUAUGUCUUUUUAAACUAUACGCCGUAAACCUCAACUCUUUUUGGGUCAAGUUCUUAAUCUUAUUUUUGCUCCAGGUGUAGACUACGUUUUCCCAGUAGCACGCAGAUAGGCUGACCUUAGAUAGAAGUCAUUUGAACAAAAGGAAUCCUGUUAGUUACUCGUUUUCAUGCAGAUUUAUGGUGUUUUCAAACCAGAAAUUGCUGCUGCUGCAAAAGCCAUAGCAGAGUGAGGUUGUUGAGGCUGAAGGGAUGCAGAGAGCAAGGUAGCACUAGGAUUGUUCAUAGGAAUUCUGCCUGGAAUGGGACAGCGAGGGAGCCUGGCCUUUCCCUGCUCCCUGGGGAGCAUCGCUGCAGGCAUUGUGGGUUUGCUCUGGGAAAGGAGGGCUGCUCUGCCCCUGCUUCACCCUGCCAUCUCACGGUGGGCCUGCCUUCCCCUCCUGACCACUUUUGGAUUUAGGGAGUUGGGUUUCCACCAGAGCUCCACCACACCUUGAAAAUCCUGUAGCAUGGAGCUUUCUUUAAAGAAAAAAGGAAAACUGGACAAGGGGAAGGUUCUGUCUGCAGGGGAGGUGGUGGGGGCUCAACUCAACAAAAAUGCCUCUGUCCUCCUUCCCCAUGGAAAGGAACCAUCAGCCCCCACAUUGUUCCCGCUCUGAGCACACCUGCCCAUUCUCUCCUGCCACCUGAUGCUGGUCAUCGCUGCUUGCCUGGUGUCACAGGAUGCGUAGCUGUCCCCUGUGCCCCCCUCUGCCCUGCCCAGUCUGUUGGUAACAGAAAUUCCCGCCGGUCACUUCCUUCUCCGCCGCACAAAGGUAUCCAGUUUAUUAUCGCAAUAAAAACGCUUUAUGCUGGCUUUUCUCA
This is a messenger RNA of Pseudopodoces humilis (Tibetan ground-tit), 1447 nucleotides long. RefSeq names its product FKBP prolyl isomerase 1A (gene FKBP1A). The record is from RefSeq and is a predicted model, not a curated record. Gene Ontology annotation, cellular component: sarcoplasmic reticulum membrane; cytoplasm. Gene Ontology annotation, biological process: regulation of ryanodine-sensitive calcium-release channel activity; protein peptidyl-prolyl isomerization. Lineage: Eukaryota; Metazoa; Chordata; Aves; Passeriformes; Paridae. Gene Ontology annotation, molecular function: peptidyl-prolyl cis-trans isomerase activity.